Messenger RNA from Brachypodium distachyon (stiff brome), 1134 nucleotides. Its product is annotated as NDR1/HIN1-like protein 10. The coding region runs from base 278 to 916 and encodes 212 amino acids. NCBI's taxonomy places the organism in Eukaryota, Viridiplantae, Streptophyta, Magnoliopsida, Poales, Poaceae. The transcript has a single exon. Gene Ontology annotation, biological process: defense response to other organism. The record is from RefSeq and is a predicted model, not a curated record.
UCCCAAGUGUCAAUAACAAAAGCAGAAAAUUCCGGAUGACACGCCAUGUUGGGCUGUCCCAUAUGCAAGUUCUUUGCAAUCACAGGGAGGAAAACCUUUAUACUUUGCUUGCUUCCAUCCUGUCUGGUACUCUGGUCCCUAUUCCUCACACAGGCCAGAGCACAAAUUCUCAAGUCAAUGGCAGCAGCAAGCUCCCAAUAAACACCACAAACACCUCCCCCAAAGAUCUGAAUCAACAAGAAAAACAAACCCAACCCACCCACCGCAUAGAGCAACAAUGUGCGACGACGAUUGCUGCAGCUGCGUCCCUUACAGGGCCCGCGACAACAUCAAGUACUGCUGCAUCUGCUUCGCCAUCGUCGCCGUCAUCGUCAUCUUCGCCGUCCUCUUAGCCGCCUACGCUUUCCUCCUCCGCGUCUCCAUCACCGUGGAGGACGCCUCACUGACCAAAUUCACCGUGCUGACGGCCCCGGCGACGGCGAUCGCGUACAACCUGUCCCUGGUGCUGAUGGUCAAGAACCCCAACUGGGCGAUGAGCAUCAAGAACACGGAGCCGUUCAUGGCGGCGUACAAGUUCGACGGGCAGCAGUUCGACCGCGUGAAGGUGAGCGACAAGGGGGAGAAGCACGGCGCCCGGAAGACGAAAGUGUACCGGCUCACCACGGGAACGGACGCCGACGGGGAGUUCGUCUCGCUGGGGAACGCCGGGGUUGCGGAGUACGAGGAUGAGAAGAAGAAGGGGGUGUUCGAGGUGGAAGUGGUGCUCACGGGGGUGUUCAGGUACACGGCGCGCUACACCAAGUGCAAGAUCGAGGCCACCUGCCCGCUCAAACUGCAGCUCGUGCAGCCUGGGGCGGCCACCGUGGUGUUUGAGAAGGUCAAAUGCAAGCUCGCCAAGCCCGAGAAGAACUGCUAGCUACAAAUGGGUCGAUUGGUUUAGUUUGGUUUGGGGUUUGUGUGGGUGUGGUGCUCGAUCAUUGCGCGUAAUUGAUUUUUUUUCUUCGUUGUCUGUUUGUUUCGAUUUGAAGUGUGGUAUGUACGUGCUGCUUUCCCGAUUCUUUGCUUCAAGAUUUUAUAAUGACGUAGUGCUAUCUUGUCAAAAAUAAUAAUAAUAUUAUUUUUACUUACUGAUUU